Messenger RNA from Notodromas monacha, 4524 nucleotides. Lineage: Eukaryota; Metazoa; Arthropoda; Ostracoda; Podocopida; Cyprididae. The record is from the annotation of a GenBank genome assembly.
AUGCUAAUCCACCGCAUUUCUUGCGAUCGCGAGGAAAAUCGUCCCAGGAUUCUGCCUCCGGGCUAUGUGGUGGAGUUGAUGCUGACUUUGGAAGCAAUUGUGGACAGCCUGGAUGCCGCUGAAGAUCGACUGGAGUGGCAGGCACCUCCGGGUCCACAAACAUCACUUUCGGUCAAGGACGAAAGCAGCAAACCCCCUGUGGGUGCACACGGGUUGACUUCUCGGUCUCGUGCAACGUCUGCAAUUACGUCGUCUGCUAGUGCGGGGCAAAAUGCUGGCAAUCACGUGCGCUCCACCAGCUAUUCCGUUUCCUACAGCUCAAAAAAGCCUGCACCCGGUUCACCAACUUGCGAACACAGAGAUGUCAGGACCAGAGGUUCAGCGGAGGGAGUUGAACCAGGACGAGUCGGCGUGAGAGGCUUUUCACAAGCGAAUUCAGCUCCGGGAUCCUCUGCCACGAAUUUGUCUCGGUCGCGAUCCGCACAGUCUUUGAGAGCAAUAGGAGCUGGAUUUGAUGCCACUUCUUCGCAAGAAGAUAAACUGACGAUCAUGGCUCAGCUCUUUUGCAUUGCAAUUUCCUUGUUGGAGUCUGAUUACGAGCACGAGUUCCUUCUCGCUUUGAGACUUAUUGACAAGGUUUCUGAACGAUUCGACUUGGAGAAGCCGGAAUGCCGAGACCGAGUUGAUAGACUCAUUAGGCAAAUGAGGUGGCCUUCGUUUCCCGGCGUGCAUUCCUUGUUGCUGAAGGGAUUGACGAAUCCGUCAACCUAUGAGCAAUCUUUGCGCAUGAUUUCUCAAAUGACGACCGCCUUGGAUUUGCAUGUGAUUGAUCCAUCGCAAACAGUGGCAUUUCCACUGAACGUCGUAGCUUUGUUGCCUUACAUGCUGCAUCACUAUGAGGAUGCAAAUGAGCUUUGCGUUAGAAGUGCUGACAAAAUUGCAGAGAUCUGUACGGAGAAAAGUGCGAAGCUGGAAAAUUUGGCUACUGUGAUGACGCUGUACAGCCGGCGAACGUUCAGCAAGGAAAGUUUCCAGUGGACGAAAUGUGUCGUGAAAUAUCUUCACGAUGCUUAUUCUCAUCUUUCCCCAACGAUCAUAUCAUUCCUUGUUGAGGUUUUAGAUCAUGGUCCGUUGCUGGUCCACGCUCCGAUUUUAUCCAUCCUACACUGCCUGCUGCAUUAUGUGGACAUUCAUGCGCAAAAGAGUCAAAUAUUGAAUAUUGAUUUGCUGCGACCGGUUGCGAAGUUUCUGGAGAGCAAUAACUGGAAGGAAGCUCUGAAAAUUCUGCGAUUGGUCGUGACGCGGUCAUCGUCCUUGGUUGUUCCACCAUCUCAUCAACUUCAGUCGCAGUCCUCUUCUUGGGGUUUCAUGCCUUCAUCGAACUCCCUUGGGUUCACGAUACCAAACGUGCACCGAUCGAAUUACACCGAGGGAUCGUCGGCGUAUAAGAAGGAACUUCCUGGUCGUACCAUGGAAUUUUCCUUCGAUAUGAGUCUGACGCCGAUUAUCGCCAAAAAAUUCCCUGCAGUCCCUUCGUCGAGUGGACCUCCUCCUUACAGUCUUAAGGACCCGAUUGAUGCGAAUGGCGAUAGAACCAAGCACAAACGCGAAGAUGGGUCCUUAACCCCGAAAAGAUCCCCCUCGCAAACUGCGACAGAUUCAGUUAUUGUCCCUGGCUGGAAACGACCGUACAUGUCACAGGCACGAACGAGGGAGAAGUUGGUGAAUUUGCUGACAUCUUGCGGCCAACGCAUCGGACUUCCAAAAAGCCCUUCGGUGAUCUUCAGUCAAACCUCGGAGGUGAUCGAGCAUCCCAUGAGCAGCAUGGCCUCAUCCAUGGAAGAGGUGUCUCCGCACGAUGGUUCCAUUGGUGGCGGUGGAGGUGGUCGUGAUGGCGCCGCUAGUUCCGAUGGAAAGCUGGGUGAAGAGUCUAGCUCAGAUGCGCAGUUCACCGUUUUCAAGGACUUCGAUUUUCUUGAAAAUGAAGAAAGCGGAGGCGAAAGCGAGGACAACUUCAAUUGGGGCGUGAAGCGCAGCACGUUGGAUCUUCGGGGCGGUGCGUCGGGUUCGUUGGGUGAUCCGAAGGAAACUCCGCCUACAUCAGAACGGUCAUCGCAGCCGAAUUCCGAAAGCGUCCUUCAGCCGCACUCUGUUGCGAGUGACGAUGUGGUGACUGCGCAUGCCCGCGGCGCCGGUUCCGGUGCCAGCGCCGCCACGGCAGAUGGUCGUGAUGGCGCCGCUAGUUCCGAUGGAAAGCUGGGUGAAGAGUCUAGCUCAGAUGCGCAGUUCACCGUUUUCAAGGACUUCGAUUUUCUUGAAAAUGAAGAAAGCGGAGGCGAAAGCGAGGACAACUUCAAUUGGGGCGUGAAGCGCAGUACGUUGGAUCUUCGGGGCGGUGCGUCGGGUUCGUUGGGUGAUCCGAAGGAAACUCCCCCUACAUCAGAACGGUCAUCGCAGCCGAAUUCCGAAAGCGUCCUUCAGCCGCACUCUGUUGCGAGUGACGAUGUGGUGACUGCGCAUGCCCGCGGCGCCGGUUCCGGUGCCAGCGCCGCCACGGCAGCCGAUGAUUAUCCAUCUUCGGAGGAAGAAACCGGGGGCUCAGUAUCGCCUUUGGAACACUUGUCCAGAUUGAGUGAAGGGGGAGGAAGAAGGAGCAGAGUAGGAGCGACACCAACUGGACCCACAGGAAAAGCCAGUACCAGCAAACCUCCGCCAUCCAGUUUAGUAAUUGGUCACGGGAGGAGAAGGCGGCGGCAAUCGCAGGAUUCAGAUUCGUCAUAUGUGCACAGCAGCAGUGAUGGUGACGCAGGCGACCUGACGCCAUGCAACGCGUCACCUUGUCUUUCCUCCAUCCUCUCGCCUCACGUGCAGGCGGAAGGAGCGCCUCCACCGCCGCCAUUGUCAAUGUCCACAUCUUCGGCGUCCGAAAAUCUAUCUGUCGUUGUUCCACCUACAGCGAGCAUGAAGGCGAGUCCUGAAAGUGGCGGGAAAUCUUCCGUUGAGUUGAUAGAACCGAAACAGCCAGAGCCUGAAUUACUUGGUGACACUCCGAUGAGACACCAGCAAUGGGUUGAGAGUGAGUGGAGAAACCUGGUCACUUCGCUGACGAUUCCGAUGGCUUCCAGGGAUUUCCAAGCCAAGCCCGUUUUGAUUGCGGCAACUCCCCUGAGAUUUACUCAGCUGUAUAAGAGUUUGGGAGUCGGUCUUGGAAGCCUUGUACAAAUGGCCUGUGAUUUAUUGGCGAGCGAAUCUCCGGACCCGUGGCUGAGUCCCUUGUUAAUUCAGUUGGGGAAUUUAAGCCACACGCUGACGCAUACGCAUCCUCCAUUCCUUUGGCUAGAUUCUUGGUCUGUGUCUUCUAAUGCGCCGGCUUCUGUCUUGGACAUGGCGAAGUUCAACGUUUUGGAGAUUCAUGAACAUUUUGAAACGUUUCUUGACAAACGCGAACACGCGAUCGAGUGUCUGGAAGGGGUUCGAAGUAGUUUGAAGCUUCAAGCUCUUGGCGAGGAACCGCAAAUUCCAGGAGCUUAUUUGAUUUACAUGCAAGAUCACCAGAUGGAUCUUAGCAAAGCUGUCAACCGCUUGGGAUUUCAACUCGUCUCUAUUUGGGAUUCAUUCACCAAGCUAAUUGCAUCAUUAUAUCCGUACUUGGUCCCAAAUGUGAGUUCCGUUUGUGUGCUACAAGCGCAUCAAAUUCUUGAUGUCAAAGGAUGUCCAGAAAAUUACCGAGCAGCGAAAGUCAGCAUUUUUAUUGAUUUCCAAUUCUUGAAUGAGCUUAUUCCCCUAGAAAAGGGAAUCAAAUCUUUUUCGCUUUACACGCGUCGCUACCUUCGACGCCUUAGGCCUCAUCCCAAAGGCCUAAAACUGACCUGCCUGCUUCCCUUCGCCUCGGAACAAAGAGCCUCGGAUGCGGAGUGCUCUGAAUCUGAGGCUGAGCAAGCAGUCCUCACGUCCCGACGUCAUCAGGAAGGAGCAAUUGGGGAAGAUUCCCUCGGGGAUUUGCUGUUGAGAAAGCAGUGGAAGAAGGCUUGGGACGAGUUCAAGUUGCAUAGAUCCGUGUUCUCCGUGGAACUGAACAACAUGGCCGAUGACAUGAUGGCUAUUUUACACAUCUAUUGCAAGGCGUACUCAACAAAAUAUAGAGGGUUAUUCUGCUUGCCGGCUGAUCUGAUAGCCCUUCAGGAGACCAUCAGUCCGCUGAAGGAAUCUCUGAUGCAUUUGAUGACAUCGCUGCGUCAGGCGGAGCAUAAUGUGGCCAGCAGUGCCGUCUCUACAUCAAGCAAGGACUCCAUGCAACGGUCGUACUGCUGAUUUGGCGAAUGCUUUACUGAUUAUUUGAUGAUGAUUGGGACUCGUACAUAAUCGAGCUUAUGUCUGUCAUCCCACAUUGGUAUUCCGAUUGAAUGUGUUGCCUGUAUUGAUUAAUGUCGAUGGAAAGCGUUUUUAUGAGUAGCUUUUUGUUUGAUGCUUUCGGAAUCUGAGUUCAAUGUGAUAAAAAUACAGAAUGUAUGUGGCUGGAAAAAA